AUGCAAAUUAAAAUAUUUUGUAUAAUAGCCUAUACAAAAAAAAUUAUUUUUUAAUAUAAAUAAAUAAUUCUACUUAUUUUAUUAACAGCGAUAAAUUAAUUUUAUUUUAAAAGCUAAAACUAAUUUUUGAUAAAAUAUUUAUCUUUUAUUUAAUUUAUAAAAUAAUUUAAUAUUUUUAUUACUUUAAAAAGAAUAUAAGUACUUUUAAACUGGCAAUUUAACUGUCAACUAAAUAUAUUAUAUCCUAAAUUAUUUUUAGCGCCAGGUGUUAAUUUAUAAGGAAUGAUCAUUUUGAUUAAUAGCAAAAAAAUAUAAAAGGCGAAAAUCUCACAAGAAAAGGCUGAAAAGAUGAAAAUGAAAUACCCAGCUUAUUUUGCAUAGACAUAAGAAGCUCUAUUUCAAUAAAACAAAUAAAUUUUUUAAAUAUUUUAGAAUAAAAAUAUAUUUUAAAUAUUUAUGCUAGUAUUUUUUAUAUUUAAAUUAGAAAGCGAUUAAUUAUAUUUCAGCCAUUUUUUCUUCAUUUAUUCCAGCCAUUUUGUAGCAAUAAAAUUUAUAACAUAAUAUUUUAAUUACUCAUUAGAAUAAGUGUAUUUUACAAAAAUAUAAAAAUUUUUUUAUAUUAAAUAGAAUUUUUCUUAAAAUAUUUACUACUAUUAAUCUAUUUGCUGA
This is a messenger RNA of Tetrahymena thermophila SB210, 669 nucleotides long. RefSeq names its product transmembrane protein, putative. The transcript has a single exon. NCBI's taxonomy places the organism in Eukaryota, Ciliophora, Oligohymenophorea, Hymenostomatida, Tetrahymenidae. The record is from RefSeq and is a predicted model, not a curated record.